AUGGGUGUUGCAGAAAGUAGUGGUAGUAGUCAGAAUGUUACAGGUCCAACAGCAAUACGUGUGCAUGACGCAAAUCCGCUUCUUUACGCGACGCCACAAGAACACAUGAUUAUUCAACCCUACUGGGUCUUGAUUGUAGAAUUAAUCGUAAAGCAAAUUAUUGCUAAUCGUGUUUGGAACAGAAUACGUCAUAAUACAUGGGCUACAACACAGGAAAUAGCUAUGGGGCGUAUGGUGCUUAGGCUACAAAUCGUUUAUCUUAAAGCAGAGAAAUUGGCAUCAGACGGUAUAUAUCACGCAGCUCGACAACAUCAAACUACAGCUACUAGUAAGUCUCCAACACCUAAGCAGACUACGAUAAAAUUUUUCAAAGAUACGUUUACCAGUCCUCAAUCACUACUGGAUCGUACGGCAUUGGUAGGUAGUAAAGUUUUUUCGACACUAAGAAGAGAUAUAGAUACAUUGGAUUAUGAGAUCGAACAAAAAGAAGAAGAAACUAGACGCUCACAAGAGAAGAUGGACAAACUUGCUCGUAGGCUCCAGCUCGAUAUUUUUGACCUUCUCUUCCAUUCUUUACCUCUUCUUGGUCAGACAAUUUGGUAUUUCUAUCUACAGUCAGAAUGCAUGAGUGCGGAACAGGCAAGUACAUGGAACUGUUACAAUGUGUUUGGUUAUCGUCUCUAUAAUUAUGUUUUUACUUCAUACUGUGCUUUCUAUUGA
Adineta ricciae is the source of this 720-nucleotide messenger RNA. NCBI's taxonomy places the organism in Eukaryota, Metazoa, Rotifera, Eurotatoria, Adinetida, Adinetidae. The record is from the annotation of a GenBank genome assembly.